AUGAUCUUUGGACGAUCCUUAGGAAAUAUCCAAGUGGACGCGGCCGACCCGGCCGACGAACGCUGGAACCCCGCCGCAGUGCUUCGCAGCUGGAUCUCCGUACGCAACGAGGCAACGGAGGCAGCGGAGGCAGCGGAGGUGGAUGCAGGGGCGGAAGAGGUUGCAGAGGAGCAGGAACAGCCAGAAGAAGAGCAGGAAACAGGCGCCGAGGCGGAGCCUGAGCAGGGCUUGCAGCUUGCUGCGCCAGAUGCUGCCGUCGCAUCGGCUGGGCCAAGUGGAGUUGUGGAGGGAACUAAAUUGAGCGAGGAAGAGAUCGUGAAGAUCGUGGAAGCAAAGCGGAAGAAGACCACUUUGCGCACCAUUUGGUCAACCUGGCAAGACGUGGUCAACGAGGCACAUCGCGAGGUCUCAGUGGAGGAGCGCGAACACCUGGAAGCCUUGCGCGUCUUGGGCAUCUUGGCAGAAGGAUUUUUCGUCGUUGCCACAAACCUGGCUGCCAAGUCGCGGGGCCCCUUAGGCGACUUGGAGGAGCUUCAGAGCGAGCACAAGAUCAGGUACCGUGCCUUUGUCGUACCAAUGAGGCGUCGACAUGCCGAGGAGGAAGGGAGACUCAAAGACUUGCAAAAGAUUCUCAAACAAAUCGACCCGGAGAAGUUGCAACAGAAGAGUCUUGAAAAGGCCAAAGGAAACAAAGCUGGGGAUAAAGGUGGCAAUGCAGCCAUGGCUGAGAUCAUCAGUAAAGCGCAGACCACGGUGCAGAAAUUGCUCAAGUUUUCGGAGGACUUCCAGAAGAAUGAGAUCACCCCCAACUUCCUGAUGGAGGAAGCUGAAGCCACCGUCAGAAAGAUCCUGAUGUCUCGCAGGCUGCUGAUGGGUGUGAAACUUGCCACGGCCAAGACGAAGAAAGACGCCCCAGUCUUUUCCCCCUCCGAGACGUGUUUGCCGAGUUUGCUACGUCGCCUGGAGCUGGAGAGCUAUUUGUAUCCAACCUGGAUCUGCGAGCAGCUGAAACGGCGUUUGGCUCGUCUCCGGGGUGAAGCUGUGAACUUCCAAGGUGCGCCAAUUCUCUGGGGUCCUCGCCGUCGCUGGGACUCGAGAGCCAGGACCUUCUCCAUCGAAGAGGCCGUGAAAUUGUGCAAAGACAUGAAUGUGGCUGCCCCCAUGCCUGUGACGCAAAAGACCCCGGAAGAUCUAGUGGACACAGUGGAGGACUCCCAGGACACGGUGGAAGCCACAGAAGCCGAGACGCCAGAUGCUGCAAAUUUGGCGCAAGGAAAUGCUGAAACAGCCAGAAGAGUUGAGGCAGAGGAACAGCCAGGUGAAACUGGUCAGCCAGAAGAUGCAGAACCAGAGGAUCAGCCAGAGGAUCAGACCGAGGCUGAGCCGUCAGAAGCGCUGGAAGCGUCAAAAGAUACAAAGGUGGCAUGGGAAUUGGAGGAUGAGGCUACAGUUGAGGAGGAGAACUCUGCCCGGCCCUUCACCUUGGGGGAGGAGGAUGAUAUGCAAGAGCAGAAUGCCACUGUGGGGCAGGAAGUGGACGAGGAAAGUGAGGAAGCCAUCGAGCAGCCGGAGUUGAAGGAAGGCGAUGAGCAGAUCAAUGGCAAGGUCUCCUCACCCGGAGCCCAGCCCUUGGAGCCUUCGGAGCAGCGCAUGGAGGAUGCUGCACAUGAAGAAACAAAGGAUGCGGAGAAAGCGGAGCAAGAAGAGGCUGCUCUGAAUUCAGCGCUUGAGGAAGAAGGUGCUGAAGCAGAGGACAAUCAUGAAGGGCACCAAGAUGCCAUAGAAGAGAGUAAGGAGGAGCAGGGUGAGCAGGAUGCUCCAGAAUGCGCGAAAGAAGAGACGACUGAGCCAGAGGACAUAGACUCUGCAGGGCAGGGUGAACUCGCGGAAAGUCCACCAGAUGAGAAGGACUCUAAGGAGGAGAUAGCGGAAGAGGAUGCUUUGGAAGCGCCCGAGAUUGCAGAUGAACACUUCGGGUCGCCGGACAUGACUUCACAGCCUGAGCAGAAAGAAACACCCGCAGCAGACGCGGAGGGUGAAAAUGCUUCGCUUUGCAUUGGGGAAGCGCGAGGGGAAACUCCAGAGGAUCAACCAGUCUCACAAGCAGAUGCGCAAGCAGAACUGGAGGAGAGACAGCGGAAGAAGGCCGCGAAGUUUGAGAAGAAGCGGCAACAAAAGAAGGAAACACAGGAGGACUUGGCCGUAGAGGAGGAACCAGAUCCUGGACUUCUCGCACAGUGGUGCGAAGAUGAGAAAGAACUUCGUGAUAAAGCUGUGAAGCUGUGCAUGCAGCUUUGCAAAUCGUUGGCUGAGCUGAUGAACAGCAACAGCAACACCAACAAACAAGGGCAGAAAGAAGAGAAAGCAGGGCAGAAAGCACCUCCCAGUAGAAGGUUCCUCCAACAGCUCAAGGAAAAGGUUGAUUCAAAGGUUGCAGAGUGGCAAGAGUUCUGCAAUUGCCCGGCGUCAGACGUGUUCAUCAAGAAUCAGGCCCUUUGGACUCAAAAGAGGAGAAAAAGAUUUGGAGAGCUCAUGGACUGUCAGGACGAUUUGGAGUGGGCGAAACCAAACAGCAAGGCGGAUGAAAAGAUCUCCCUCCUGCAACGAGGCAUCACAUCACCAGAGCGAGGGGCCUGGGCGUUGCACUAUGGAGCCGAGAUCAUCAUGAUGGAAGCUGUUGGUGAUGAUUCGGUGAAGGCACUGAUGGACCAAGUGGCCACCAUGGGCUUGACAAAAAGAACCACAGAAGGGUUGGACAUGGCAUUGCUCCGGGAGCUAGUGUCCUACCAGGGCUCCAACCCCAUGAGUGACAUGGAGGGUGUGGUGGCUUCGAUGAGGGAGGGGUCAUUGAACUCUUUCUUGAUUUUUGAAUUGUCGGCCCUCGUCACCGACUUCCCUGUGACUGCGCUUAAGGGUGCACUGAUGGGAGCCCCUUACAAGCACAAGGUCAAGGAGGGUGCAUAUUUUGGAAUGAGCUUCCUUGUGUCCCAGCUGAAGAACGACAAGACAUAUGCAAAGUACCGCUCCUACCAUGUCAGCAACAACACGAUCAGGAUGACCUCACUGACCUCUCACUUGCUGCUCUCGCUCUCCGAUCGCUCACCCACGAGCAGUGCCUUGGACGUGAUCUACAACAUCGAGAAGGUUUUCCCGGGAAUUGAAAAGAUGAAGGCGGACGAGGAAACUGCCAUCCUGAGCUGGUCCUCGGAGGCUGUGAUGAAGAAAGACUCGGUGACCAAUGCAAGCAAGGCAGCCAAAGAAGCUCAACAGAGAGCAAAAAACUCAAAGAGGUUCCCAAUGCUUGUGCCCAAGGAGUUGUACAAGACACUGGUCGAUGUGACUGGGCACGAGGGGUUCAUCCCGUUCGAAGGAAUCAGUGCGAAGGACUUCCUGGAGGCAAUCAUGCAAUGCGCAACUGAGCUCUUCAAUGGCAAAACAGAAUCCUUCUUGGAGCUGAAGAAAUUGUUGUCCAACAUGAAGAUUGUGGGAGUGGACUCUGAUGAAGUCCAGACGGACGUGGCUAAGCAGCUCCAAUCCCUGAUCUUCAUGGGCGAGAAGGUGACAGAGAUGUCUGGUGAAGAGAUCCUUCUUCAGCCAGAUGGGACUGAAGAUGUUGAAGAGCUUCAGCAGAUGCUGGUGGAGAACGCAAGUGCCUUGUCAGCCGUCUUCAGCAAGAUGGACGGCGACCAAAUCAAGUCCCUUGGUUUCCCAGACCAGGUGACAACCAAAUUGAUCGAGAACUACAAAAGGAAGAUGCCUGUGACAGCAGCUGAGGUCUUGUCCAUCAGCUUCGAGCUUGGGACCUUGGGCAUGAAGCCAAAGACAGACGCACAGAGAGUCCAAGAGUUGGUGGACGUCUUGGGCGGCUUAACGGUCGAGGGGAUUAUCAAGAAGAAGUUUGCCAGCUUGACAAAGAAAGUCAGCACCCUUGAUGAGUUCAAGACCGUGCUCAAAGCAGGGGAUGUCUACGGCAUCAUGGACAAGACUGACAAGGCAACUAAGGUGACAGAAAUCCUUGCAGAAGCCAAAUUGGACAGGUCCUUUUUUGAUGCCGCUUUGCUCUGCGUGGCUUGCCGUGAGCUUGACUACAAGGAUGAAGCCAUGAAGCUUGUGGCAAAGUCGGAUCCAGGUUUCAUUGGAGAGCUCAUCGAGGUGGCGGCUGGCACUACGAUGACAAAGGAUCUGGAUGAGUUCAAAGAUCUCUUCAAGAAGGAGAUCAAGGACAUAUGGUUGGCAGGCAUGCUCUUACAGAUUGCGCCCGUGGAGAAAGGGAACGACAAGUAUUCACAAGGGCGCUAG
This is a messenger RNA of Cladocopium goreaui, 4299 nucleotides long. NCBI's taxonomy places the organism in Eukaryota, Dinophyceae, Suessiales, Symbiodiniaceae. The record is from the annotation of a GenBank genome assembly.